AGUUGGUUCAGGUUUUCACACUCACUUUCGUCCCCCGAGCCUUGCCUUCCUCCACGUUUUCUUCUUUUUCCUGUAUUCAAAAUACAUGUGAUAGUAAUUGUAAUCUUCAAUCUUGCUCUUGGAUAUUAUAAUAUCGAUGUUUUCAUCGUUUGCUUUUAUCAUUCCUGGAUCAUUUGAUGUUCUUGGAUUUUUAUAAUUUUCCCUUGUAUUCAUCCUAUUCAUCGAACUUUAUUUUGGAUUCUGAACGACCGAGAUGGGAAUUGGUGGGGAGUCUUCGCCGCACCCUAAUUCCAGUCCGCGAGCAUUGCUUGAGCACCUGAGCAAGGAUAAGAAUGCCGAUGGUGCUUUUCUAGAUGGCGAGGGUAGUCCCCGGCCGAGCAGCUCUGAGCAGCAGAUGGCCACCGGGGUCGUCGUCGGCGGCCGCACGAGAACAAGUAAAGAAGGCGACCACGCAACGGCCGAUCAAGAUGGAAGCCCGCCUCGCAUUUCUGCUGGAAAUGGUGGAGUGCUGGACCUGGGAGAUGAGGCGCCGCAGACUGCCAUUGACGGCUACAUGGCGCUGCCGCGCAAAAAGAAGCGGGAGACGCGAAAGACCCCUUACCCAUUUGCACCCUCGCAACCAACGAUGAUUGCCAUGUACGGUCCACCGCCAGCCGAAGAGCCAUCUAACAAAGAGUUCGCAUUCUCGGCUUUAUUUGACUCCGGUGCGGAACGCAGCCUCGGCGCAGGCGGAGGAGCUAAAGGUAUUUUCAGGAUAAGACUUUCAUGCCUACUGAAGUGCAUCCCUCCUCGAACGAAUUUCAUACUGAUCAGGUUGCAUGUUAUCUAUCAUGAUGUAGUUUCCUAGAAGUAUUUUCUCUGCAGAAACUACCAGGAGAAAAUAUGGUCGUGUCUCGCUUCGAACAUCAUCAUGAUUCUCAUCGCUUCAGAAGAUGCGCUCACAGCAGUCUACAGUAUCCCGCAAAAUAUGUUUCGGUUUAUCGAUUAAGUAGAUCAAUCCUAGAAGCCGCUUUGCCGAGUAGUAGAUUCAAAUCAUGUUCAAGCUGUACAUCCACACUCUGGAUGGAGUUGCCAACGCCCGCUCAGCAUCAUUUGUUCUUUAACAAUAUCAUCUAGGAGUACUCUAUCUGUCUUCAUCAAUUCUUUAUUCUUGCAUCUGUUUCGCUCGUACAACAGCUCCACCAGGACCCGAGUCGUAUGGAGGGCGGGUGAAACGACAUCCCCAUACUGGUGGAGUGACGAUGUUCCUGGGUAAACCCGCGUACGCAGGAGGCGGGUAUCCGAAUAUUGUGCACGCUUUACUCGAUACUGAGCGCUUGCUCAAGCCGGUACUUCAGCAGUACCCAGAAUUAGUGAACGAUCAGCUAACCGGUGGCGCUCAACCUCUGCACAUGUGCUCAACAACACGCGCAACGCAGUAUGCUGUGGAGGUACAUCAACUUGCACUCGUCAUUAGAAUUCCUCUUUUCUAAAAGGUAAGCGAGAAUGAGAAGUGUAUACUAAAAAACGACAAGUGUGUCGUACUAUUUUUCAUCAUGAUCAGCAUUUUCGCGAACGCGGUAGAGGUGUAUCAACAAAGCCUCGCACGUUAGUCAGCACAUGAAUUUCCAACAAACGACCAAACUUGAUACAACUAUCAAAAUCAGGUGCUGUGCGACCAUGGCGCGGAUGUGGAGGCGUUAGAUUCGCAAGGAGUGACACCCUUGCAGCGCAUGGCGUGGAAUGAUAUGCUCGUAGGUUGCCGACUGCUUCUCUUAGCCGGCGCUUCACCGUUGAACCGAGGAAAGAUCGGCUUCACCCCAGAACAAAUGGCCACUCGCGCGGGCGCGGGCUCUGCGAAGGCGAUAUUAACAGAUGCACUGAAUAGCCCAGGGUGGAUGCAACUCGCUCGCACCGAUAUCGAGAGAGUUCAAGUUAUUUACGGUGGCCACACGGAGGUGCAGGGCAACUACUGGCCGAGGCCUGCCUCGCAGGUUCCCAUCGCGUUCAACGUCUUUUGUCGAUUGGAGGGCUGGCAUGCGGAGACCAUGUGGAAGAAGUGGAAUCGCAGCACGUGGUACAAGAACGAAGACAAUGAUUCCUACAUCUACCGGAAUGCCGCGGACGGCCAUUGGUGGAUUGACUCCUUGCACGGCGUAGGCCUCUACUCUGUGGCAGGUCCGGCACACGCACCACCGGCGCAUGGCUGGACAACACUACAGGAAAGCAAGACCGUGGUCCGAGCGCCAAUGGUGAGAACCUACCGCAAGAAAAAGAUAAAGGAAAUCGAAAUCCAGCGACCGCCACACCGACCGGCUAUCAAGGACCUCUAAGACGCAGGUGGGGAUGUUGAACGAGAUUUUUAGUGUACUUAUUAUCAUGCGAAAAAUGUCGUCAGCCUCGGCGGUUCAACGAGAUGAAGGAAAACAGGCGCAUCGUGAAGGUGCAAAAAUUCAACACCAAACUAAAUCUGAAACCCCAUGCAUACUAGAACUAUUUUUUUACUCACAAACAUACAUGGGAACUACCAUCAUACCAUCAUACUAGGCAUGCUAUCGCUAUGUUCUUGCGUGCUCAUUGUUACUUAUGAUCAUAAUAGUGAUUCAUGAUGAUCAUGUGACUCACAACUACUACGACACCAUAGGAUAUGACAGCAGGACAACAGACGUUCUUUGUAUGUUCGUGAAAAGUAUUCACUUUUUCUCAUAUUGAAAAACACUUUCAUAAUUUAUGAAAAGCUGAACUUAAUUUGGAAUUAGAAAGAACUUCUCGUUUUCAGUUUCGCAAGUGCUGUUGAUGAUGAUGAUGAUGAGAAGGCGUGCCAAAGAUGCUUGCCAGUCUUGUAGU
This is a messenger RNA of Amoebophrya sp. A25, 2826 nucleotides long. The record is from the annotation of a GenBank genome assembly. Lineage: Eukaryota; Dinophyceae; Syndiniales; Amoebophryaceae.